Aureobasidium subglaciale EXF-2481 is the source of this 384-nucleotide messenger RNA. RefSeq lists its product as uncharacterized. Lineage: Eukaryota; Fungi; Ascomycota; Dothideomycetes; Dothideales; Saccotheciaceae. Gene Ontology annotation, cellular component: mitochondrion; cytosol. The transcript is spliced from 3 exons. The coding region runs from base 1 to 384 and encodes 127 amino acids. The record is from RefSeq and is a predicted model, not a curated record. Gene Ontology annotation, molecular function: deaminase activity.
AUGUCCAGUAAGACUGCAGUUUUCACAUCAAAGGCACCCAAGCCUUUGCCCGGUAUCUACAGCCAAGCCAUCGUCGCCAACGGCUUCGUAUACUGCUCAGGACAGAUCGCUGGGGAUGAGACGGGCAACAUCAUUGAUGGUGAUAUUCAAGCUCACACUCACCAAUGCAUCAAGAACUUGACUGCCGUCCUGACAGAGGCUGGAACAACGAUCGAGAAGGUUAUCAAGGUCAACAUCUUCCUUGCAAGUAUGGAUGACUUCGCGAAGAUGAAUGAGGUGUAUAAAACUUAUUGGGGCAAUGUCAAGCCAAGUAGAACUUGCGUGGCUGUCAAGACUCUGCCUCUAGGCACAGACGUUGAGAUCGAGUGCGUUGCAGUACUAUAA